AUGUUAAAUCAUAAUAUAUUUAGAUUUAAACGAUUUGUUUUGAUAUUUUUGAUAUUUUGUACCAUACCAUGUCCUUCCUAUUGUUUUAUCGUUUCCUCUAAGGGAUUGUUUAUCUUAAAGUCACACAUUUAUAGAUCGCCUUGUAAAAUAGACACACUCAAGUAUUCCAAAAAGGAAGGUAAUUUUUUAUUAAACAACCGAAUAAAUGUAGAUUCUUCUGAUGAAGAUAAUCAAACAUACUCACUCAAUUCAGAAGAUGAUAAUAAUUCUGUAUAUUUAGACUUAGAUAACAAAAAUGAUUCUGAGAAUGUGGAUUUCUUACCGAAUGAUAGUUCUCAAAAAUCUGGAGAAAAGAAAAAUAAUUUGGACUUUGAUAAGUUCGAAUUCGAUCCAGAAACGUAUAAGAAGAUGGUAGAUAGUUUUGCAUUAUAUAAAGGGCCAUCAUACUCACUUAGUGAAUACAACAGGGAGUUGCCGGAAGGAUGUAAAACUAUCGCAGACUUUUUAGAAUACCCGCGCAACUACAACUUCUUUAAAUCGGCAGAAAUAGUAUCGCAAGGAAUUGACUACGGACUUGAAGGCUCAUUAUAUGACGAUGAUGGCCUAUCUGAAGUGAAAAGGAUGGAAGGACCGUAUUUGAAGUCGUCAUAUGAAACAAUGGGAAAACUAGCAGAAAGCACAGAAAAAAGAUACACAACACGGGAGGAUGAAGAAGAUGAAGUUGAGCCAGAAAAGAUGUAUGACAUACUGAAAGAUAGGAAAAAGGUCGAAGACUUUGAUGAAAAACAGGUUGAUGAAGAAUCAGAGAAUGUAAAUCAUGGUCAAUCAAAGGCAAAUAGAAAGGACGAUGUACCAUUAUCUAAAAUCAAUCCAAACUACUUCAUGUUUGACUCGCACGGACACCUGCAGUACUAUUUGAAGUACAUAAACGACUACAAGUAUGACCUGUUCAGCUAUCAUAACAAAAACGAGGAAAAACCAAGUUUUUAUUUGAACUAUGAAUACACAAAAAAGAUAGAAAGGCCGUUUCCGCCUAGCAGAGACCACACAGAAAAGUUGAGAGAGUACUUCAUAUCACUACUGCCAACACUGAUGGAUAGGUUAGUGGAGUUGAUAAAGAAUGACCCAAAUAAAAAUAACACACCGUCGCCACCGAUGCACGAUUUGUCACUAUUACUUAACUUUAACCAGCCAAAGUACCUAUUCGAAGAUGAAGAUGAGUAUGAUGAAAAUGGUAACCCGCUGGUGGACAAGGAUCAAAAGUACUAUGAAAAGUACGCAAGUUUAAAGGGGAUCCACGAACCGGAGAAUGACUUGAUAUACCCGUACAGCAACACUGAACCGGUGCUGCUGAGGAAGCUGUUGAGCACGUACCUGGAAAUGCACAACACGAGGGACUUGGGGCCACUGCCAACAUAUAGAAAGUAUAAAUCGAGAAGUAAGUACCUGAAAGCAGCAACAUUUCCAACACACACGAAGCCGCCGGAGCCAAUAAGUGACAUAGAUCACGGAAAUUAUCUGGAAAAAUGGAAAAACCUGCCGAGAUAUGAAAUAAGAACGAAGUUGUACGAACGAGGAAAGAAGAAGAGGGGACAAGCAAUGGUAUACCUGGAGCCAGGAAACGGAAACAUAAUCAUAAAUAACAAAGACGGAUACCAAUAUGUGUGCUAUAACGAGUUCAGACUGAGAGAAAUUCUGGAGCCGCUGUCGAGCCUGAGGCUAAAGAGGAACUUUAACAUAGUGGCAAAAGCGCACGGAGGAGGAAUAUCGGGACAAAGCGUAGCAAUCAGGCACGCACUGGUCAAGUACCUGUACAGAAUCCUGUCGCCGAAGCUGAAGCCAAUCUUGCGAAAGUUCGACCUAGUAUCAAUAGAUAGAAGAAGAGUAGAACGGAAAAAAACGAACCUGAGGAAGGCGAGAAAGAAGGAGAUGUAUAGUAAAAGAUAG
This is a messenger RNA of Theileria orientalis strain Shintoku, 1947 nucleotides long. RefSeq names its product ribosomal protein S9/S16. Gene Ontology annotation, biological process: translation. NCBI's taxonomy places the organism in Eukaryota, Apicomplexa, Aconoidasida, Piroplasmida, Theileriidae. Gene Ontology annotation, cellular component: mitochondrial small ribosomal subunit; ribosome. Gene Ontology annotation, molecular function: RNA binding; structural constituent of ribosome. The transcript is spliced from 4 exons. The coding region runs from base 1 to 1947 and encodes 648 amino acids. The record is from RefSeq and is a predicted model, not a curated record.